Fusarium oxysporum Fo47 is the source of this 866-nucleotide messenger RNA. RefSeq names its product peptide-methionine-S-sulfoxide reductase. The transcript has 2 exons. Bases 103 to 720 code for a protein of 205 amino acids. Gene Ontology annotation, molecular function: peptide-methionine (S)-S-oxide reductase activity. NCBI's taxonomy places the organism in Eukaryota, Fungi, Ascomycota, Sordariomycetes, Hypocreales, Nectriaceae. The record is from RefSeq and is a predicted model, not a curated record.
CGACAGCCCGAAAAAACAUUCAAAUAUCAAUGCGAUUCCCUCGAUAGCUUCACUUCCAUACACAGAACAACACAGUCGCAUUCAUCUCUGUUAGCUGCAAAAAUGUCCUACCUUCCUCCCUUCUUGGCGCGUCUCGCUCGCCCCUUCACACAAUCUACACGGCUCUCAAUCGCUCCCGAUCAAUCCGCUGCAUCUGUCAUCCCAGAGGGCGCUCAGCGCUGCACCGUCGCAGCGGGAUGUUUCUGGGGAACAGAGCAUUUGUAUCGCAGACACUUUGCCGACAAGGGUCUGAUCGAUGCAAAGGUUGGAUACAUUGGUGGUGAUCUUGAAAACCCUAGCUACCGCGCCGUCUGCGGUGGAAAGACAGGCCACGCUGAGGCCGCGCAAAUCAUCUUUGACCCUACAAAGGUCUCAUACGCACAACUCCUAGAAUUCUUCUACAAGACGCACGACCCCACGACGCUGAACCGCCAGGGUCCCGAUACCGGCCCCCAGUACCGCUCUGCUAUUUACUUCCACAACGAGGAGCAAGAAAAGAUCGCGCGCGAGGUCACAGAGAAGGCCAACAAGCAAUGGUGGAAGGGCGGCAUCGUUACUGAGAUUGCGCCCGCCGGAAAGUGGUGGACUGCUGAGGAGUAUCACCAACUCUACCUCCACAAUAACCCUUCUGGCUAUGAGUGCCCGAGCCACUUUUUGAGGCCGUUCCCACCUCUCGAAUAAAUACUUGGGGAUGUUUGCAUUUUGGCUUAGCAGACGGAUGGAAAUGGCACCAAUGAUAUCAGGAAACUUAACUUGGAAUGAGGCAAUGAGAGGACAGAAAUUCAACAUAUACCUAGUCACAAUAUGAAACAUUUGAAAUUCACCCC